GCUUUAUAAUUAUAAUAGAGGGGAGGGAAGGGAAGGUUUGAUGUUUAUGAGAAGAAAAGAAGAGAUGGCAUCGUCCAAGUUGGUGGUGAGUGGGAAUCCCGAUGUGGCACCACAAGACACGAGCAUGAGCCUUGAGGACUUGUUGAACGACGCCGUUUUGGGCUCUCAUGGAGGAAGGGGAAAGAGAAAGACCCACCACUUGGAGGAACAAUUCCUUGAUAAGGCCACUCUUCAGAAGCAGAGAAGGAUGAUCAAAAACAGAGAGUCUGCUGCUAGGUCCAGAGAACGCAAGCAGGCCUACACAGUUGAGCUUGAAACUCUGGUUACACAUCUGGAGGAGGAAAAUGCUCAACUGUUGAUGGAAGAGGUGGAUAGGAGAAGGCAGAGGUACAAUCAGCUCAUGGAGUGCCUUAUUCCAGUUGAGGAGAAGCGUAAACCAAGAGAAAUGCUUCGGAGAGUGAAUUCGGCCCAAUGGUGAUAUAAUAUAAUAUGUUGCUUCUCCUAAUCUUUGGUGUAGAUACCAAUCAAAUGAUGCAACAUAUAUUGUGUGAAAGGGUAAAUAUGAAAAAGAGAAAGGUUACUUAUAGCAGUACAUAUAUAGCUUUGCUGAUUAUUUUCCGGGAGGGAAAUACAUUGCUGUAUAGCGAAAAUAGCUGCAAGCCUGCAAACAAAUCAUUUAACUAAUUUGAUUCAUGCCAAGGCUUAUUAGUUAUUAUUCUGGGGAUAGGUCCUUUUAUUGGGGGAAGGGAGUUGAAAUUAGAAUACAUUGGUAAUGUUAGAUAACAUGCCUUUUGAUUUUUUAGGGGAUUAUGUUAUAUCAGUGGAGUGAGUAAGUUUCAUAUAAAAUCUUUACUGCAAAUUGCCUUAUCCA
Cajanus cajan (pigeon pea) is the source of this 871-nucleotide messenger RNA. Its product is annotated as G-box-binding factor 4. Lineage: Eukaryota; Viridiplantae; Streptophyta; Magnoliopsida; Fabales; Fabaceae. Gene Ontology annotation, cellular component: nucleus. Gene Ontology annotation, biological process: positive regulation of DNA-templated transcription. The record is from RefSeq and is a predicted model, not a curated record. Gene Ontology annotation, molecular function: DNA-binding transcription factor activity.